This is a messenger RNA of Rhagoletis zephyria (snowberry fruit fly), 2210 nucleotides long. RefSeq names its product transcription factor btd. The record is from RefSeq and is a predicted model, not a curated record. NCBI's taxonomy places the organism in Eukaryota, Metazoa, Arthropoda, Insecta, Diptera, Tephritidae.
CAAAAUUGAAAUACACCGAUGUGAAUGAACGUAUCAACUGGCAGAAAAAAAUAUUUAUUAAAACGAAAUGAAAUACAUAUGUAUAGCAACAAGAGACAAAGCGUUAAAUUCCUAUAAAAAGCAUCUUUAGUUUGCGAACAAAGUUUAAUCAGUUAAAAAAGCUCAACAAGGUGACAACGUGCGACUGUUUUAGCUGUAUUUGAUUGCAGUAAACAGAAAUCAGAAAUAGGAAAAUACGAAAAAAAAGUAAAAAAGAAACAAAAACGAUUAUCAAAUAUAGAAGUUGUUCGAGUGCAAACAUAGCUGAAGCUGAAGCUGGCUGGCUACAACGAACAGUCGGACCAUCGAUUUGGCGAUUGAAGGCGCGCGGCGAUGCGUUGCAAUGCGUGUUGAGUGUCAAUAAAGGAGUAACCAGCUGAUCGGGAGUAUCUAAGUGUGUGUGUGUGUGCGUGUGUGUGUGUGCGCGCGAGCACGGUUUUUGGCGAAUGAACUCACGGUGUUUUGCAUUGUGAAAACAAAAGACUUAAGCGACAAACUUGCUGAGAGUUUUUCUUCAAAGCAAAUAAACUUUAAGUGCACUUUGCAAAAAUCACAAAAAAAAACAAAAAAACUAAGAAGAGUGUGAAGAAACUGUUGAAUUGCGCGAUAAUUGCAAAAAUGAUAAAUUGAAUUGCUACUUUUAUGACGAGUAAAUCACCGUUAGCUCCAUAUUAUAACACACAUACAACUUAGCAAACAUUCGACAUCUGUAGAACAACAGAAAAAUAGCAACAUAAAAUGUGGUAUCAUCAACUACCAAUGCGCUUCUGUGCCGCGCUCACCUUCCUACUCGCCGCGAAUGCUGCACAGUUGCCACACUACUCGCAAAAUGCACCCUUACGUUACUACCACUACCCGACGCCGCGGCAUCAGCUCACCUUUCCCCAACAUUCGCAACAUCAACAGCGGCAUCAACAGCCAUAUCAACCAAACUACAUCAGCUAUGCGCAAACGCACCAAAGUUAUGUGCAGCAGCAGACGCGGCCACAGUACCACCAACAACAACAACAACAAACAUAUCGCACACAAUCCUCACAACCAGCAACUUCAUAUUAUCACAACUCACAGCAUCUGCCAGCCUCAGUAACGCAGAAAUUUGCUGCGCCAGCAUUGGAGAAUGUCGCAUUCACAUCGGCCUUGACCAAUCAAGGUUACACAUACGGCGGCAGCAGCAGGGGCAGUAAUGCGGCAUCAUCAGUUUCCUCUGCACGCGCGCUACCCGCGUCCGCUGCAAUGGCGCUGCCUUCGUCCCUAGUGGAAGCUGUAGCUGCUGGCAAUGAUAUAGCACCCGAAGGCGCAAUUGACACAUCGGAUGCUUCCGUCAAUUUGAAAUUGCCGCUGCCGGUCAAUAUAGCGCCGAUCAAGGUCGAACCGCUGCCGCUGCAAGAGGGCGCUUCCUUCAAUGAGUUAGCGAAUGGCGUGACCUCUUACGGUACGGUGUAUCCACAGCGCAAGCGGAAAUGAAAACGAACGACAGUGAACGAGCAAGGGGAAUGGGUAAUGUUGGAUGUGCUGUGCUGGUGGAGGGAACGCGUGUGCGGCGAAGAGAGGCUCUUUCAUUUUGUUUACAUAAGAUGUGGUUAAUGUGGCAACGCCCCAACAGCCAACAGUCAUCACCAAUCACCACUCACCACUCACCACUCACCAGCCACCAGCCACCAAUCUUAGUUUAAGGUCUUCUCCUUAGAGCGCUAAUUUGCUAUUUCGAUAAUUAUUUAUAAGUAACUGAUGAUUAUAUGUUUCUAACGCGAUCUGUCGAUAAGUUCCAUCGAAAAGGUGAUGCGGCAGCAGAAGCCGAAAUGAAAUUCUUCUAUACAUGCGCGCAUUGCAUUGAGCAAGUCAGUAAACUCGUAUGAUAUGUUAAUUAAAUUUAAUUUUUAUUUUUAGGCCAUUAAAUUUUUAUUUUUUUUUAUGAACUCUUUUGUUUAAAAAAAAAAAUCAUUUGUUUUUCUGUCUGUUUUGUAUCACUCUCAUUUUGUGCGAAUGUAUUUAGCUUUACAUGUGGUUAAAAUUAAAAACAAAAUACAUACUUGCCAUAUUAUUUACAUACCGACAAAUACAAAAUAAAAAUGAAAAAAAAAAAUAAAAAUACACAGCAAAAGACGAGCGUGUGACUUUUUCUCGAAAAUUUGCAAAUUAGUAACAUUAACGAAUUAAUCCGUUCACUUUGU